CGCCGCUGCUGUGGAGGGAGGUAAGAUGAAGGCAGCGGGCUGCGUCGCCGGGCCUGGGCGGGCGUCCUCAGGCAGGUGUCGCUGGUCACCCGGUACCCGGACUGGCGGUCGGGCACAUGCGGGGUAGCCGCCCUACGGCGGUGGGAGCAGCGGAGGUGGCCGCAGGUCCACGAGGGAGUCCGUCCGCCGGCUUGCUGCGCUCCUCACGGAAGCGGACAGUCCCCGUGUGCCCUUGCGGUCCGCUGAUCGUCCUGACCCGCUGCGGUUUCCGAGGUUGAUGGAGACGCUCGUAGAAGCCGGGUCGGGACGGUGUCAUCAUUUGAGCUGGGUGGUGAGAGCGGAGGAUGGGGAGAAGGAUGAGAUGUGAGGAGCAGUGCGUGGCAAGGUGCCUCCGCAGGGGCGGAACUGCUGCAGCCCGCUGCUCUGCCUGCAUCUUCAGGAGUGGCUGGAGGCAUGAACUCACCAGGGAAAGGGAGAAUGGCAGGGCCAGAUUCCCCCUGAAGGAGUUGGAUGCCGCGCGAAGCACUUGAGAAGUUCUGCGUGCAGGGGCAUGCUGCAGCCGCUUCGAAGACAGGAGGCUUGUCUUUGAAGAGGACCUGGCACUAUUGGGUUCAUGUGCUGUGCAAGUGCUGCUGCAGGGAGCUGAGGGGAGAGCAUGGUGGUGCUGGGAAGCCAGGACAUGAGUUAGAGUCCGAAGAGGAGAUCCUAAGAGCUCAUUGCAUGAAGGGGUGAGGAUGAAGCCUGGAUUGCCUUUUGAGACAAGAUGAGUGCAGUGACCUAUGACGAUGUGCAUGUGGAAUUCAGUGUGGAAGAGUGGUCUUUGCUGGAUUCUUCCCAGAAGAACAUAUACAAAGAUGUGAUGCUGGAGACCUACAGGAACCUCACAGCUGUAGGCUACAGUUGGGAAGACCAUAAUACUGAAAAACAUUGUCAAAUUUCUAGAAGACAUGGCAGGAAUGAAAGAAAUCAUACUGGAGAGAAACUCUCCAAAAAUACUCAAUGUGUUAAAACCUUUGUAUAUCACAAUCAUCUUCAAAUACAUAAAAGAAGACAUACUGGAGAGAAACCCUAUGAAUGUAAUAAAUGUGACAAAGCCUUUGUAUCUCAGCAUCAUCUACAUAGACAUGAAGUAACUCAUACUGGAGAGAAGCCUUAUGAAUGUAAUCAGUGUGAUAAAGCCUUUGCACAUCACAGUAGUCUCCAAACACAUAAAAAAAGUCAUACUGGAGAGAAACCUUAUAAAUGUAAUCAUUGUGGUAAAGCCUAUGCACAUCACAGUAGUCUCCAUAUCCAUAAUAGAACACAUACUGGAGAGAAACCAUACAAAUGUAAUCAAUGUGAUAAAGCAUUUUCACAAUACAGUAAUCUCCAAGUGCAUAAAAGAAGACAUACAGGAGAGAAACCCUAUGAAUGUAGUCGAUGUGAUAAAGCCUUUAUAUAUUGUGGUGAUCUCCAGAGACAUGAAAGAAUACAUACUGGAGAGAAACCUUUCAAAUGUGAUCAAUGUGAUAAAGCCUUUUCACGACAGUGUAAACUUCAAAUACAUAAAAAAUCUCAUACUGGAGACAAGCCUUAUGAAUGUAGUCAGUGUGGUAAAGCCUUUGUAUGUCAAAGGAGUCUCCAAUUACAUAAAAGGACGCAUUCUGGAGAGAAACCCUAUGAAUGUAAUGAGUGUGGUAAAGCCUUUGUAUGUCAAAGGGGUCUCCAAAGACAUAAAAGGACUCAUACUGGAGAAAAACCUUAUGAGUGCAAUCAAUGUGGUAAAGCCUUUGCACAUCACAAUAGUCUUCAAGAACAUAAAAGAACACAUACUGGAGAGAAACCAUACAAAUGUAGUCAAUGUGAUAAAGCCUUUUCACAAUACAGUAAUCUACAAAAGCAUAAAAGAACACAUACUGGAGAGAAACCCUACAAAUGUAAUCAAUGUGGUAAAGCCUUUUCUAAACAUGCUCAUCUUCAAGCUCAUAAAAGAACACAUACUGGAGAGAAACCCUAUGAAUGUAGUCAGUGUGGUAAGCUCUUUGCAUAUCAAGAGAGUCUCCAGUUACAUAAAAGAACACAUACAGGAGAGAAACCCUAUGAAUGUAAUGAGUGUGGUAAGACCUUUAUAUGUCAAAAGAGUCUACAAAUACAUAAAAGAAUUCAUACUGGAGAGAAACCUUAUGAAUGUCAUGAAUGUGGUAAAGCCUUUGCAUAUCACAGUAGUCUCCAAAUACAUAAAAGAACACAUACUGGAGAGAAACCAUACAAAUGUAAUCAAUGUGAUAAAGCUUUUACAAAAUACAGUUAUCUCCAAAUACAUAAAAGAAGACAUACUGGAGAGAAACCUUAUGAAUGUAAUCAAUGUGAUAAAGCCUUUGCAUGUCAAAGGAGUCUCCAAAGACAUAAAAGAAAACAUCCUGGAGAGAUACCAUAUGAGUGAAAUUAGCGUGGUAAAUCCUUUGCAUAUCAAAGUAGUCUCCAAGUAUAUAAAAGAAG
This is a messenger RNA of Onychomys torridus (southern grasshopper mouse), 2478 nucleotides long. RefSeq names its product zinc finger protein 431-like. Lineage: Eukaryota; Metazoa; Chordata; Mammalia; Rodentia; Cricetidae. Gene Ontology annotation, cellular component: nucleus. The record is from RefSeq and is a predicted model, not a curated record. The transcript is spliced from 2 exons. The coding region runs from base 764 to 2422 and encodes 552 amino acids. Gene Ontology annotation, molecular function: RNA polymerase II transcription regulatory region sequence-specific DNA binding; DNA-binding transcription factor activity, RNA polymerase II-specific. Gene Ontology annotation, biological process: regulation of transcription by RNA polymerase II.